Messenger RNA from Diplodia corticola, 276 nucleotides. Its product is annotated as 40s ribosomal protein s25. NCBI's taxonomy places the organism in Eukaryota, Fungi, Ascomycota, Dothideomycetes, Botryosphaeriales, Botryosphaeriaceae. Gene Ontology annotation, cellular component: cytosolic small ribosomal subunit. Gene Ontology annotation, molecular function: structural constituent of ribosome. The record is from RefSeq and is a predicted model, not a curated record. Bases 1 to 276 code for a protein of 91 amino acids. The transcript is spliced from 3 exons.
AUGGCUCCCGCUGCUACUGGAGGCAAGAAGCAGAAGAAGAAGUGGUCUAAGGGCAAGGUUAAGGACAAGGCCCAGCACGCCGUUGUCCUCGACAAGACCACCAACGACAAGCUCCAGAAGGAUGUCCAGUCGUACCGCCUGAUCACCGUCGCCAUCCUCGUCGAUAGGUUGAAGAUCAACGGCUCGCUCGCCAGGAAGGCGCUCGCCGACCUCGAGGAGAAGGGCCAGAUCAAGAAGGUCGUCCACCACAGCAAGCUCCAGGUCUACAGUGAGUAG